GCUUUAAUCGGUUUCUGUGUUAAUUUGUCUAUUCAGUACUUGCUAGUGGGUAGUGAGAGCUACAUAUAAGACAAAGUUCUAAACUAGACCAGUGUAUGAGGUGAGAGCUAGAAACUGAGGACUUAGCUAGUAGUUAGAGAUGCCUGAGUUUUGCGUGACAGGUGGUACUGGGUUCAUCGCAUCUUACCUGGUCAAGGCCUUACUAGAGAAGGGUCACACAGUGAGGACCACCGUGAGAAACCCAGGGGAUGUGGAGAAGGUUGGUUUUCUGACUGAACUAAGUGGAGCCAAAGAGAGACUGAAGAUUUUGAAAGCAGAUCUAUUAGUGGAAGGAAGCUUUGAUGAGGCAGUGAGAGGAGUUGAUGGUGUCUUUCAUAUGGCGUCCCCUGUGCUUAUUCCUUAUGAUGAGAACGUUCAGCAAAAUUUGAUUGAUCCCUGUAUAAAAGGAACUUUGAAUGUGCUUAACUCUUGUGUAAAAGCAACUGUGAAACAUUUUGUGCUCACCUCUUCUUGCUCUUCCAUAAGAUACCGUGAUGAUGUGCAAGAAGUGUGUCCUCUUAAUGAAUCUCAUUGGACUGAUCUAGAGUAUUGCAAACGCUAUAAGCUGUGGUAUGCAUAUGCAAAGACAAUAGCAGAAAGAGAGGCUUGGAGGAUUGCAAAAGAAAAUGGCAUGGAUCUAGUGGUGGUUAAUCCCUCUUUUGUUGUUGGUCCUCUGCUUGCACCACAACCAACUAGCACACUGCUCUUGAUACUAAGCAUUGUCAAAGGCAUGAAGGGAGAAUAUCCAAAUACAACAGUGGGGUUUGUACACAUAAACGAUGUGGUAGCUGCUCACUUGCUGGCUAUGGAGGACCCCAAGGCAUCUGGAAGGCUUAUUUGUUCAAGCACAGUAGCUCACUGGUCGCAAAUCAUUGAAAUGCUUCGUGCCAAAUACCCUUCCUAUCCGUACGAAAACGAGUGUAGCAGCCAGGAAGGAGAUAAUAACCCGCACAGCAUGGACACUACCAAAAUUACUCAGUUGGGGUUUCCUCCAUUCAAAACUCUUGAACAAAUGUUUGAUGACUGCAUCAAAAGUUUUCAAGACAAGGGCUUCCUAUGACAUCUGUUGUUACCUUUCGUGUUGGUGUGAGGUGUCAGUGUCAUAUGACCCAAACUAACUAGCUCAUAAAACCAAAUAAAAGAAUUUAACUUUAUCUUUUAUCUAUGUAUUUAUUCCUUCUUUCUUGUUUCCACAACUUACAUUAUUAUUAGCUUCAUCGAUUCAUGUUACAAAAGAUUUAACUCA
Messenger RNA from Glycine soja, 1285 nucleotides. RefSeq names its product tetraketide alpha-pyrone reductase 2-like. The coding region runs from base 140 to 1099 and encodes 319 amino acids. Gene Ontology annotation, molecular function: oxidoreductase activity, acting on the CH-OH group of donors, NAD or NADP as acceptor. The transcript is spliced from 6 exons. The record is from RefSeq and is a predicted model, not a curated record. NCBI's taxonomy places the organism in Eukaryota, Viridiplantae, Streptophyta, Magnoliopsida, Fabales, Fabaceae.